Molecule: messenger RNA, 219 nt
Organism: Adineta ricciae
Lineage: Eukaryota; Metazoa; Rotifera; Eurotatoria; Adinetida; Adinetidae
Source: the annotation of a GenBank genome assembly
AUGAUUUCAUCGUUGAUUGUUAUCUUUACGCUGAUGAUCAAUGCAGGAGCGAUUCUCAAUGUUAAUUUAAAGCGACGAGAUGUGGGUUUUAUGGCGGAUAAUCCGUCUAUUACCGAUAAAAUUCGUGAAUUUCUCGCCAGUUUACAAUACUUUCGGGUGUUUAUUGGCCUAUGGAAUAUUUUAAUCAUAUUCGCUAUGUUUACUGUCUUCGGUUAUUGA